This is a messenger RNA of Malassezia japonica, 1082 nucleotides long. RefSeq lists its product as uncharacterized. The annotation marks the transcript as partial. Gene Ontology annotation, molecular function: 2-oxoglutarate-dependent dioxygenase activity. Gene Ontology annotation, cellular component: cytoplasm. The record is from RefSeq and is a predicted model, not a curated record. NCBI's taxonomy places the organism in Eukaryota, Fungi, Basidiomycota, Malasseziomycetes, Malasseziales, Malasseziaceae. The transcript has a single exon.
UUACGAAAGGCAGUCAGGCGCACAUUCCUGACACUGAAUCAUCUAUUCCUAUCCGUGCACCCCUCAAGACCACUGGCAUUCUGGAUGGCCAGUAUAAGUUUGAGGAGUUGACUCCUGCCAUUGGACGGGUGUACCCUACGGCUCAGCUCAAGGACAUCAUCCAUAACGAGAAGGCAGAUGAGCUAAUCCGUGACCUGGCGAUUACCAUUUCCCGUCGCGGAGUUGUCUUUUUCAAAGGCCAAGAACUCUCACCUGAGGAUCAAAAAUAUCUCACUGAUCGCCUGGGACAUCUUACCGGUAAGCCUGCAACGUCUGGUCUUCACAUCCACCCUGUGUACAACUCUCAACGCGAGAGCCAGGACUCGGUUGUCGACGACAAAGGCACUCGGAACAACGAUCUCGAAAUUAGUGUUAUUUCGAGCAACUUGCACCGGUCGCUUGGUGUGGCUCCGCGCUCUGGAGCCGAUGAAUGGCACAGUGACAUUACCUUUGAGCCUGUCCCUGCUGACUACACUUCCUUGAAAGUGCACACCCUGCCUCACACUGGAGGUGAUACUCUCUGGGCAAGUGGUUACGAAACGUUUGACCUUCUUUCUGCACCUUUCAAAAAGCUCCUGGAGGGUCUCACUGGUUUCUUUUAUCCUCCUGGUUUCCUGAGGUCCGCCAAGGAGCACGGCUAUCCGUUGCACCCGGGUCCUCGUGGUGCAGCUGAAAACGUCGACACGCACCUGUCUGCCGAACAUCCUUUCAUCCGUACAAACCCCGUUACUGGAUGGAAGUCUAUCCUUGGCUUCGGCCAGCACCUUGACCAUAUCAAGGAUGUUAGCCGUGAUGAAAGCGACCUGAUCAAGAAAUACGUCCGUGACCUCGUCACUCAGAAUCACACUACGCAGGUCCGCUACCGCUGGAGCAAGAACGACCUUGCUAUUUGGGACAACCGCUCGACCUACCACGCUGCGACGCCCGACUAUUUCGACAUCGGUCCUCGCUCUGGUGUCCGUGCAGUGUCCUGUGGAGAGCGUCCUUACUUUGACCCGAACAGCAAGUCGCGUCGCGAGGAGCUGCAGGGCAAAGUGAACUAG